AUGCAGUUGCCAUUCAGCACGAAUUUCAUCUCACGCAUAUACCAAGGAUGGGUUACGGGACCACCCGAAACGAAUCUUCAAGAGCAUCGGAGCGAGACAUCUUCCCCACCCCGGCCAUCCCCCCGACCUUGGAGCAUCACAUCACUUGAAUCGAACAAGAGGUCACAGGCUAUUGAUAGGUUGCUUGAAGAAGAUGCAACGAGGCCAGGCCGCGAAUGCCAAGUCCUGUUGCUUGGGUCUGAUUCAAGACGAGAUAUUCUGGAGAUGAUGAAGCUGACUCAUCUGAAGGGUCGCUCCGAGGAUGAGCUACACAAUGACAGGUUGACAGUUCUCAAGCAUAUCUGCGACUCUGCAAAGGCGCUGGUCACUGCGAUGCGACAGUUGGAAGUCGCCCCGGAAUCAGACAAAAUCUGGGAAGACGCGGACUUCAUAGUGACCUAUGUUUACGAUUCAAGCUCGACAUCUACCGGGCUGGACCCAAGAUUUAGGGUUGCCAUGGAGAAGAUUCUAGAAAGCCCAUACUACCCAGAACUCAUGGGUCGAUGCACUGAAUUUUACCUUCCACACUCCGCAGAAUACUUCUUUUCUGAAAUAGGCAGAAUAUCAUUGCCCAACUACCUUCCGACUGAGAUCGACCUCCUUCGGGCCAGAAACAAAACCAACGGUGUAUCCGAAACCUGGUUACAGACGGACCAGCUCAGCAUCUGUAUGAUCGACGUCGGGGGGCAAAGAGGUGAGAGAAAGAAGUGGAUGCAAUACUUUGAGAACAUUACAUCCAUCGUCUUCGUCGUCGACUUAGAUUCGUACGACGAAACAGUGCUGGACGAGACGUUGGAAGAGACCUCGCAAACCAUAAUGAUGGAGUCCCUCGUCCUAUUCGAGGCGGUUGUUAACUCGCCGUCGUUCUCGAGGACAUCGAUUAUCUUGCUGCUUAACAACACUGCCGAGUUUGAGCAAAAGCUAGCAAAGGACCCUCUGAGCAACUACUUCCCGGAAUACAGUGGUGGAAAUGACGUGAACGGGGCGGCAAAGUACCUUCUUUGGCGAUUCAACCAAGUUAAUCGAGCUCAACUUGCUUUUUAUCCACAUAUGGUGCAUCCUGGUACCACAUCAGCUACACCAUUGGUACUGGCAGCUAUUAAGGAGACACUCCUGAACAAUGCAUUACGGCAUUUUUAG
Molecule: messenger RNA, 1179 nt
Organism: Ilyonectria robusta
Lineage: Eukaryota; Fungi; Ascomycota; Sordariomycetes; Hypocreales; Nectriaceae
Product: guanine nucleotide-binding protein alpha-3 subunit
Exons: 2
Coding region: 1-1179 (392 amino acids)
Biological process (GO): adenylate cyclase-activating G protein-coupled receptor signaling pathway
Cellular component (GO): heterotrimeric G-protein complex
Molecular function (GO): GTPase activity; guanyl nucleotide binding; G-protein beta/gamma-subunit complex binding
Source: RefSeq, a predicted model, not a curated record